This is a messenger RNA of Phlebotomus argentipes, 1173 nucleotides long. RefSeq names its product methylosome protein WDR77-like. The transcript is spliced from 3 exons. Gene Ontology annotation, molecular function: protein binding. Gene Ontology annotation, biological process: oocyte axis specification. The record is from RefSeq and is a predicted model, not a curated record. Lineage: Eukaryota; Metazoa; Arthropoda; Insecta; Diptera; Psychodidae. Gene Ontology annotation, cellular component: methylosome. Bases 109 to 1173 code for a protein of 354 amino acids.
ACAUGUUUCCCAACGCGGUUUGCUACACUCUUCCUCUCUAUAAUUGUAUAUUUUCCCUAUUUCCUUCCCUGAAUUUUGCGUGGAAUCUUGCAACUUUGACCUAGUCUAAUGGCGUCUCACGUACGGAGGGUGAAUCUAGCUCACAUGUACGCGAACAUGGAGCCAGAGCCGGAUGACGCUGAACUCCCAACAAACACCCAAUUUCCGCAACUAAACACCCGGGAAUACAACCUGAGGAUGAAUAAUCCAGCGGAAAGUACAGCGUUCCAGGAGUUUCAUGAGUGCCUGGACAUCAAUGAAGCGGGUCACGUAGUUGUUGCCAUCAAUGAUUACCGCUCACGCUUCUGGGUGGGUCACUUUUGGGCCUACAAGGAUCUUCAGGACUUCCUGGAGAGGGAGAAAAUGCCUCCGAACAUGCAGAAACCCAUAACCAGGGCUCCAAUUAAUGUCAUCAAGCUCUUUGAUGAUCAUCUGGUUUUCCUCGGCAGGGCAACGGGAACGGUGGAGGUUUGGUCACUCAGUUCGUCCAUGCAGGAGUGUUUGGUGGACUAUAGGAAUGAACAUGUGGGAUCCGUCCAGGAGAUCGACUUCUUCUCCAAAACUCAGGCCGUGUCUGUGGAUAAUGAGGCGUGCAUUAAGAUCUGGGAUGUGAACUACAUGCAAGCCCGCACGUCCAACACAUUCCGCUACGCCCACGGCAAUGCCAUUACUGGUGUCUCUGUUCGUCCUGGAUCUGAAGAUACCUUUGCAACAGUGGCCAGAGAUAAGAGUGCACUUCUCUGGGAUCUGCGGAUCAUGGGAAAGCCUGCCAGUGGACUCUUGCAGAACCACAGCGAGGCAUUGAUGGCGAUUUCGUGGAUUCUGGAGGAAGAGGGCAGUUUUGUGGUGAAAUUGGGCGACGCAGCCGGCUCAGUGCUCACCGUGGACACGCGAAAGCCCAACGAAAUUGUCCAGGAGAUUUCUGCAUUCCAGCAAUCUGUGAAGCGAAUCAGGAGAACGAAGGGAAAGUACGCAGUUUGUGGUCACACGAAUGCUUUCAAAGUGUUCCAAAAUAACGAUCAACUGCUCUAUGAGGACUCCUCGAGUCUGGACUUCGUGCGUGACGUCGCCUUUCACGGGAAUAAAGUGGUGAGUCUGUCCUGGGACGGGAAAAUUGUCGAUAAAGAUGUUUAG